AUCAACAUUGAAAGUGGAUCAUGCACAGAAGAUAAUGCUGUUAGGAAAAUCAAAAGAUUUGGGUUGGUGUAAAGGGAGAAGAAAAGAUGGCCGUGAUUGUACAAUGUUUGUUAACAAGACAGAAUGUGAAUUUUGUCAAUACCAUGUUCAAUCUGCCUACAAAAAGAUGAGUUCUAAAAGAACUGAUUUACAAGCCUCAUAUGUAGGCCCACAACCAAGGGCAUUCAAGGAACAAAUGAUGUGGUUGAUAAACUAUUGUAUUUAUGUACACAUUAUGCCAUUCUCACAUCAUGAUAGAUAUGUAGGCCCACAACCAAGGGCAUUCAAGGAACAAAUGAAGAAAGGAACAAUAUUCUAUGGAGGGCAAACAUAUACUUCUCAAUCAUCCAGCGGUAAGAAAGUCAAGAAGGAAACAAAAACAUUAAAAAACUUAGAUUUGUCUAAGGCCAAACAAUUACAAGAAGCUGAUAAAAUGAAUAUGCUAAAAAUACAUCGUUUAUCUACCACUGAGAGUGCCGAGUUUAUUGGAGUUGCUAAUGGAAACGAACAAUUCCAAGAACGAUUAGUGGUCCCUACAGUUGGUUCACAGAAUUUAUUAAAACAUAUGAAGACCACUGAGGAAACUGAAAAAGUCAAGAAUGGAUUAAUAGAAUCUGUGUCAGCUUCUGAUUUAAUUAAAAUCCAUAAGAAAGAUUUGCUUGAAAGAAAAAGAGCACAAAAAAGAAAACUAUCAGCUGUAACCUCUCCCAAUGUACCUCUUCCACCUAUGCUUGGUAGAGGAGUAGGUGAUGAUCAGCAAGUAUUUCUAGAUUUUAGUCCACCAAGUAAAUCGUCUGCCAAGAGCCGAGCUACUGCAUUCUGGAAAUCCAAAGGUCCUGCAUCAAGAGAUGAUCCCAAUGCUGUUGGUAAGAAGAUAACACCAGAUAAAGUUACACAGAUAAACAAAAGAGUUGAGCGAGAUAGGAGGCUUUCACAAGAUGAAUCACCCCCAAGCGAACAGCCUAGGAAGAAAAAGAAAUUUCUCGGCACGGACUUAUCAGAGAUUGAUAAGCACUCAGAGGAGUUCCAAAACAUGGUGAAGGCAAAGUCAAAGCAUUCUGAACUUGUACAUGAGGUGGAAGCUGAUCUUCAAGAGAAGUAUUUCCAAGAGCUGGAAAAAAAGGAGAAGUUGGAAACAAGGGCAACUUCUAUCAUGGAGAAAGUUUGCAAAGUUGUCUCUUGUAAACAAUGUCAGUAUACUUACUUCAGUCCUUCCGAGAGAUGUAAAAAAGAAAAUCAUAGUUUAAAGUGGCAUGAAACUAAACAACGAUACUACCAGUGCAAGAAAUGUAAAACCAGAAUGUUUACUUUUAAUAUGUUGCCUACUGGUAGCUGUAGAAAUUGUGGUAAUACACAGUUUGAAAGAACUGGAAUGAUGAGUGAGAGAAAAGUACCUAAGUUAGAAAGUGAAACUCUUUUACUUCGAGGUGAAGAACUCAAGUAUGUGAGUACCUAAAUCUGGUGUAUGAUUGGUGGAUAUAUAAUACAAUGCUGACAUGACAAAAAUAAUGGAGGAAGUCUUACGCAAUCAUGGAGCUGUCUCCCUGUUGGAAAAUUAUGUCAAACAUUGAAUUGUUGAUUACUCUUCUGAUAAUAAUUUUAAGAACAACUGUUAACUGAUCACGACAAAAGUUGGAUGGAUGAGAAAAAAAGAAAUCUAUUUUACGAUUGGUAUAAACAUGUAUGAUAAUAGCAGA
Molecule: messenger RNA, 1736 nt
Organism: Saccoglossus kowalevskii
Lineage: Eukaryota; Metazoa; Hemichordata; Enteropneusta; Harrimaniidae
Product: protein MCM10 homolog
Biological process (GO): DNA replication; DNA replication initiation
Cellular component (GO): nucleus; nuclear replication fork
Molecular function (GO): DNA replication origin binding; single-stranded DNA binding
Source: RefSeq, a predicted model, not a curated record